AUGGCCAACAACAUUGUGGUUCUGGGUGCUGGUGUCUCCGGUUUGACAACUGCGUAUCUGCUGUCACAGGACCCAAAGAACAAAGUCACCGUGCUAGCAAAGCAUAUGCCCGGCGACUAUGAUAUCGAAUAUGCAUCCCCUUGGGCCGGUGCCAACUAUAUGCCAGUCGGGAAGGAAGGCAGUGCCCACCAGGAAUGGGAGCGUGCCACCUGGCCAGCGUUGAAAGAGAUCACGGAGAAAUACCCGGAGGCCGGUAUCCACUUCCGAGGUACUUUGAUCUACAACCGAAAGAAGGAUCAGGAAUCAGCGACUGGACAGUGGUUCUCCGAGCUGGUCCAGCCCAACCCGUGGUAUAAGGAUGUUGUGCCCGAUUUCAAAGCUGUUCCAUCUGAACAACUAGCGCCUGGCAUCGACAACGCACAGGAAUUCACAUCCGUCUGCAUCAACACGGCCGUGUACUUGCCGUGGCUGGUCGGCCAGUGCGUCAAGAAUGGCGCCGUGUUCGAAAGAGCUGUCUUCAAGCAUAUCGCGGACGCAGCUGACGCGCACCACACCGGCAACAAAGCUGACGUGGUGAUCAAUUGCACGGGACUAUCAGCCAGAACACUCGGCGGCGUGCUCGACGAUAAGAUGUAUCCCGCACGCGGUCAGAUCGUCGUCGUCCGCAACGAUCCUGGGCCUAUGGUUUCAGCGUCUGGAACUGACGACGGAGAAGACGAGGCCCUGUAUAUCAUGACUCGCGCCGCAGGCGGCGGCACUAUUCUCGGCGGAUCUUAUCAAAAGUACAACUGGGAUGCACUCCCGGAUAUGAAUCUUGCCAAUCGAAUCAUGAAACGCUGCAUUGCUAUUUGUCCCAGCCUGGUUAAGCCGGGACAAGGAAUUGAGGGGCUGGAUAUCAUUCGCCAUGGUGUUGGCUUGCGACCUCUGAGAGAUGGCGGCACUCGUAUUGAGAAGGAUAAGGUGGAUGGUGUGGAUAUUGUGCAUAACUACGGCCAUGGAGGAUUUGGUUACCAAGCCUCGUUUGGCUGUGCAUAUGCUGCGGUGUCUCUUGUCAAGGAAGUUCUGCAGAAGAAAUCCCGUGCCAAGCUAUGA
Messenger RNA from Penicillium soppii, 1092 nucleotides. Its product is annotated as FAD-dependent oxidoreductase. Lineage: Eukaryota; Fungi; Ascomycota; Eurotiomycetes; Eurotiales; Aspergillaceae. The coding region runs from base 1 to 1092 and encodes 363 amino acids. The transcript is spliced from 6 exons. The record is from RefSeq and is a predicted model, not a curated record. Gene Ontology annotation, molecular function: D-amino-acid oxidase activity; FAD binding.